This is a messenger RNA of Dromaius novaehollandiae (emu), 1877 nucleotides long. Its product is annotated as tumor necrosis factor receptor superfamily member 6-like. Gene Ontology annotation, molecular function: protein binding; tumor necrosis factor receptor activity. Gene Ontology annotation, cellular component: membrane raft; external side of plasma membrane; CD95 death-inducing signaling complex. NCBI's taxonomy places the organism in Eukaryota, Metazoa, Chordata, Aves, Casuariiformes, Dromaiidae. Gene Ontology annotation, biological process: motor neuron apoptotic process; regulation of stress-activated MAPK cascade; activation-induced cell death of T cells. The coding region runs from base 118 to 1374 and encodes 418 amino acids. The record is from RefSeq and is a predicted model, not a curated record. The transcript has 10 exons.
CGGGCGCUGGGGGCGGGCGGGGCGGAUAAAGCGGCGGCGGCGCCGCCCCGGGGAGGUGCCGGGAGGCAGCGCGGAGCGGGGCCAGGCCGAGCCGGGCCGGGUCGGGGUGCCGCCGCCAUGGGAGCCGGGGCGGCGCUGCUGCUGCUGGCUGCGGUUACACUGACGAUUCCUGGAAAUAGAGCGGAUGAGUGUGAUGAGGGAGAAUACUUGCAUGAAGGUUACUGCUGCAAAUCUUGUCCAGCAGGUACUUAUGUUGCUCAGCACUGCAAUGCUUCACAUGUGAGAGGAAGAUGUGCCCCUUGCACUGAAGGAGAAGACUAUACUGCUCAUGCAAAUGGCUUGGAAGAAUGCUUGCCAUGCAAGCAGUGCAAAGAUGAUCAAAUAACUUUAAGGACCUGCACUCCGACGCAUGAUACUGAAUGUCAAUGCAAACAAGGGUAUUUCUGCCCUGCUGAGGGCUGUGAAAUAUGUCAGAGAUGCAGUACAAAGUGUCCGGAAGGGAAAGAAAUUGUUCAGAAUUGCAAUGCUACGAUGGACCUAGGAUGUGGCUUACCUGGUCAAGGAAAUGCAUCUUUUAUUUGGGUUAUUGUAGCUGGUUCUGUCUGUCUGAUUUUGGUGCUGUUCUCUUUCAUAUUUAGAAAGCUGAAGAGUGAUAAAGCUGCUUCAAUAAGUAAAGAUGCAGAGAAAGGUCUGGAGUCUGAGGGCAGUACUGAAAGUCUCAUUUUAUCUGAAGUGGAGACAGCUGCAAAUAAUGCAGCCAGCACAGAGAAUGAGAAGUCUGGGGAGAACACGGAAGGCCAAGCACAUACCAGCAUUAACCUAGAAGUGGGAAACGAAUCACCAGAGGAUGACAGCGCUGCACUUUCUGAGAGAAGCACAAUUCUGCCCAGCAGCUUGAGGUGCCAAAUAGAAAGGUUUUGGAAGAGGCUCAAAGAGUCUUCGCUGUCAGCGAAAACAAGGCAGAAUCCUACUUUUCAUCCAAGUGCCUGGUUUAAAGUGGCAUGUGGUAGGAUGCCAGCAAAUCAUGCGGUAAAAGAACUGAAGUAUCAAAUAAUAGUUAAAGAUCUCUCUCAAAAGGAACUGAGAGAUAGCUUUUGGGCUUUUAUAAAUGAAGUACCACCGAAAAAAUGGAGGUGGCUUAUGAGAACUCAUCUGAAGGAGAAUGAUAUUGAUAAAAUUAUUUAUGACUACCCUAAUGACAUAAGAGAGCAAAACUAUCAGAUGCUUCUCAUCUGGAAAAACACACUGGGCGAGAAACAAUCUAUUAUUAAGUUAUUGGAUGAGUUAAGGCACCUAGAUACCAAGGCUUAUGAUAAUGUAUUGAACUCUUUAAAAAGUAAUAACAUUAUAACUAAAUUGCAAGUCACAGAUUAACAUUUUUAAAUCAACUUUAUAAAUGUUUCUGUACAUAUGUGUCUGAACUUUCUGUAUAUGAUGAUGUCAACAGACUACUAGUAAAACUGAUAGCGUUGACUUCAGGAUAUCCUCUUACCUUUCAGUGACUCAGGGAGUCAAAAGUGCUUUGACACAGUCAGUGGUUAGCUGUGACAAGGACUCCAGCUGCGUUGUUCACUAAGGUCUUUUGAGUUGUGCUGUAUUAAACUCAGGUACCAGAUGGCAACGUGUGAGGCACUUUGGCUGACUUUUCCUUCGUAUGCAAGUGGACAAGGACUGUGCCUUAUCUAGCUGUUAUGUAGUAAACCAUGAAUGGUGUUUUUUUUUUUUUUUUAAGAGCAGAAAAGCUGUUAUUGUUUUGAGAGGAUUAACUGUAUUGGCUUUCGAAACAGUGUCGUUUUGUUUAUCUUAAGAGACUAAGCCUUCGGUAUCCUAAGAACUGUUAUUUUAAAGCACAGCAAUAAAACCAAGUAGAGCCAGAA